AUGUUGGAUAAGGGAGAAGCGGCGCGUCGACGCGACAGAACCAUGCAUGCAGACAACAUAGGUCUGUACACUUGUACACCUACUGUAGAAGGCGUGCAGGGAAGAAGGGAUGAAGGGGAAGGGACUAGUGAGUACGCUUGCCCGAGACUGAUGGAACGUCCUCCCCUUUACUCCGCCGGUCUCCCUCAUUCGGGCUUCCCUUGCCCCGCAUCUCUCAAGCUGGAUAGGAGUUCAGGAAACGGAAUCUUCCCAUACUUCCCUUUUACCCCCAUCCUGGAUGUGGAUCUGAACCCUUUCACUAACCCGGGGACGAAGGUCUUGAAUAUGAUCGAACGCGGUGAGUUCAUUCCGGUAACGACGUUGAUGAUCCCCGGGACGGCGGCGACGGCAGCGGCUGCGGCUGCGGCUGCAGCGGCCGCUGUUCCCUUCCCACCUCCACCUUCACAUCCUGCACCUCCUGUCCCACCCCAACCUACCUCUCAUUUCCACCAUUUCCACCACCACCACCAGCAGCAACAACACCAACACCCACAUCCGUUGAUCUCAGUGGGAGGAAAACCUGGAGACACGGGGAAAUUUUUUAACUGCAGUAUCCAAUCCACGACGCCUUCCUCGACGGCCUCGUCCACCUCCAGCAACUCUUCUGGAAAAACUGAAGUUGAACUGACAACCCCUUUUACCCCUCGAUCCAUCAACCUCUGCCAGGUCAUGUAA
Molecule: messenger RNA, 714 nt
Organism: Darwinula stevensoni
Lineage: Eukaryota; Metazoa; Arthropoda; Ostracoda; Podocopida; Darwinulidae
Source: the annotation of a GenBank genome assembly